GUUUUCUCUCUCUCUCUCUGUCUCUCUCUCUUCCAGCUUAGUUUUAGGGCAUUCUCUGUAGCUGCCGUUAUUUUGUGGGGUAGGUGUACCACCACUUUUCUUAAACAAUUUCCGUUAGUUUCUCGGGAAACUUUGAUUUUCUCCGCUCCUUCUUCUCUCUUCCAAUAAAAUUAAUGCUUACAUUUUCAAGAUUUUUUUUUUUUUUUUUUGAGUUUCAGGUUCUGAAAUCCUCAUCUGCAUUCUAACGAUUGGCUGGUGUUUGGUUGAUUGGAAAGUUUGUACUCUCUUUCUGAACCCUCAAAUUCGCAAUAUUGUGAAUCAGACAGGAGAUUCAUUUUUUGCCGGGUUCAGAAGCUACAUACUGCACCUUUCUCAAGAAGUUUGAACAAUGUUUCUUUACCUUGUAUAAAUGCAGUUUAGCUUUGGAGAUGAGAUUUCAGGAAGCUUGUGCUUGAUGGAAUGCUCACCGAGCAGCUGUGAUAAGAAAACAUUAAAGAGGUGGUUCUUCAUAGACAAAAGGGUUGGGUAGAGAGUACUAAAAAUUUGUUUAUCUCUGUUUUGCUCAAGUGGCAGGUAGACAUCACACUUUAGUGUGCAGUUCGAAUCCUUCGUUAUUAAUUCGGAUCCAAUGGACUUGAAGUCCACAAAUGCAUCUCCUGUUCUGACCGAUUCCGCACCCAUAAACAAGUCAAGACUAAGCAUCCCUUCCAGUAUGUUGCCUUACUCACAAUCGGGAGCAUCGUUCUCCCCUGGCAUGCUCACUAUUCCAAAGAAGAAGCCGGGAAAACUUGAUGAUGUUCGGUCCAAUGGUUGGCUUGACGCCAUGAAAUCCUCUUCUCCUCCUCGCAAGAAGAUCGUGAAGGAUUUUAAUGUCGAGGUUGCUUCAGAUGAUGGUGAUAUUGGUUACAGCUCCUGGAUGCUUAAGUAUCCAUCAGCCCUCAAGUCUUUUGAGCAGAUCAUACAUUAUGCUAAGAACAAGAAGAUAGUGAUGUUUUUAGAUUAUGAUGGUACUCUCUCUCCAAUUGUAGAUGACCCUGAUCGUGCCUUUAUGUCUGAUGAUAUGCACUCUGCUGUUGGAAAUGUAGCAAAGUAUUUCCCAACUGCAAUUAUUAGUGGAAGAAGCCGUGACAAGGUAUACGAGUUGGUAGGACUAACAGAGCUCUAUUAUGCCGGUAGCCAUGGUAUGGACAUUAUGAGCCCAGUCAGAGACACAGUCUCCACUAACCAGUCAAAUUGUAUUAAUUCUACUGACCACCAGGGCAAAGAUGUAAAUCUAUUCCAGCCUGCUAGUGAUUUUUUACCUAUGAUCAACGAGGUUUUUAGAACCCUUGUUGAGAAUACUAAAGAUAUCAAAGGCACAAAAGUUGAGAAUCAUAAAUUUUGCGCCUCUGUACAUUAUCGUAAUGUAGAUGAGAAGAGUUGGCCUACAAUUGCACAACGUGUUCAUGAUAUUCUAAAAGAUUAUCCACUAUUGCGACUAACUCAUGGACGGAAGGUUUUAGAGGUCCGUCCUGUGAUUAACUGGAACAAAGGGAAAGCAGUCGAGUUUCUGCUUGAAUCACUUGGACUAAGUAACAAUGACAAUGUGCUCCCAAUCUACAUUGGAGAUGACAGGACAGAUGAGGAUGCAUUCAAGGUGUUACGGGAGGGGAAUCGAGGUUAUGGAAUUCUCGUGUCUUCAACCCCAAAAGAAACCGACGCAUUCUUCUCUCUCAGGGACCCUUCAGAGGUCAAAGAAUUCCUCAAGUCUCUUGUGAGAUGGAAGGAAAGGAGUGCAAAAAAUUCAUCAUGUCCCUGGUGAGAGAUAGAUGGAAUGGUAAAUGAUUUGGGAGCUGCUGCAUUUAUUUGUAAUACGAGUCAGAAUUUUUUAUUUUUUAUUUUUUAUUUUUUCUCAAAGUAGUAAUCAGUUUUUUUUAUAAGCUCUCUCUCCAUCUUGUAAAGCAUUAAUCUUCCCUCUCCACCAAGAUUGUGCAUCUUAUUAUAUUUUCACAACUCUGAAAUAAGUUUAUUGUUUAAUUUAAUUUAAUUUUUGUUA
Messenger RNA from Cornus florida, 2035 nucleotides. Its product is annotated as probable trehalose-phosphate phosphatase F. The transcript has 13 exons. NCBI's taxonomy places the organism in Eukaryota, Viridiplantae, Streptophyta, Magnoliopsida, Cornales, Cornaceae. The record is from RefSeq and is a predicted model, not a curated record. The coding region runs from base 629 to 1801 and encodes 390 amino acids. Gene Ontology annotation, biological process: trehalose biosynthetic process. Gene Ontology annotation, molecular function: trehalose-phosphatase activity.